Messenger RNA from Funneliformis caledonium, 165 nucleotides. The record is from the annotation of a GenBank genome assembly. Lineage: Eukaryota; Fungi; Glomeromycota; Glomeromycetes; Glomerales; Glomeraceae.
AUGACUGAAGUUUUAAAUUCUUCAGUUCGUCAACGUUUAGAACCUUAUCUUUUGCUUUCUAAAUCUGCAAAAGGCGGUGCAUGUGUACAAUUGAUCAAAGAUGCACUGGCUGCGCCAGGCGUUUAUGUGUUUGCUGAAUUGUUAAGCAUGCCAAAUGUUGCUGAA